Molecule: messenger RNA, 743 nt
Organism: Mytilus trossulus (common blue mussel)
Lineage: Eukaryota; Metazoa; Mollusca; Bivalvia; Mytilida; Mytilidae
Exons: 6
Coding region: 24-743 (239 amino acids)
Source: RefSeq, a predicted model, not a curated record
ACCGUUUGGUUGUUUUCGUUUUGAUGGCGACCAUAACGGUUGUUCAAGGUCUUUGCAACUUUCCUCAAGAUAUAAACGGAAAACAAUUUGAUGUAAAGUUUGGUUCAAAUCCAACAAUUUAUAAAGCUUUAUUUUCGGGAACACAGUUUCAAAUUACUGACCAGGGUAUAUCGUACGACUGCAUAGAACAUGUAGAAAAGAAUGGCGACUUUUUCUUGCUAAGAAGCGGGGAAUCGUCUAUUUGCUUGAAAUUAACUUCAAUAAACGAAUUGUUACCACAAGGUUAUCUAACUGAAGAUAUACUACCAGCCCGCAACCUACAACUUUCACCCCCUGGUUUGUGUGAUGUUUGUUCAAGCAUGACCACAUCAUCUAUAUCAAUCCUGUUUCGAAGUGAUAACAAGCUUGUUUUUCCCGAUCCUCUUCCUGUCGGAUGUGAUAUACCCGAUGGUUGUCCUCUGAUUGAGAAUGGUAAUCCUUGUACACCACCACCUCCAGUUACCAUAGAAGGUUUCUGUGGCGAUCUUUUAGAAAUUCUCGAGGCUGACAGUUCUGGCAGUUCUUCUACAAGCAGUUCCAAUGAAGUGGGUGGUGGUGGUGGCAGGGCACUAAAAAGACACAGAAAACAUAAGCAGAACUGGAAAAAUAAGCCAAAGUCAAAGAAAAAGUGCAAGAAAAACGAGGAGUUAGAGGCUCUAAUAAUGGAAACGUGUGGUGAAGAAUUAGUAGUUAUCAACGCAUGA